ACAUAUAAAGGAGGGGUUCUGCUGCUGAAGACACAUUCUCUUUGAGUCUAGAUUCGAGAAAACAAAUCAGCAAAAUGAGUGGCCGCGGUAAAACCGGAGGAAAAGCCAGAGCUAAGGCCAAGACCCGCUCUUCCCGUGCAGGACUCCAGUUCCCUGUGGGCCGUGUUCACAGGCUGCUGCGUAAAGGCAACUAUGCGGAGCGUGUUGGUGCCGGCGCCCCCGUCUACCUGGCGGCUGUGCUGGAGUACCUGACUGCUGAGAUCCUGGAGUUGGCUGGAAACGCUGCCCGCGACAACAAGAAGACCCGUAUCAUCCCCCGUCACCUGCAGCUGGCUGUCCGCAACGACGAGGAGCUCAACAAGCUGCUUGGAGGAGUCACCAUCGCUCAGGGCGGCGUGCUGCCCAACAUCCAGGCCGUUCUUCUGCCUAAGAAGACCGAGAAGCCCGCCAAGAAGUAAACCAUUGCUGCGUUUACAAAACCAAACGGCUCUUUUAAGAGCCACACACUACGUCAAGAAAGGGCUUUAUUACUCCUUCAGAGUUGAGUUGCGUAUAGGGGAAAAAAAUACAGUGUUUUCUGCAUUUGUAUGUGGCAGAUAAAUUUACCGAAGCUAUAUUCCUAGUGGUAUUACAACGGACACUUUAACAGCUUUACAUCAACAUUUAUUCUCAUUACUAAUCUCAAUUACUGCUUCUGUACGUUUUAUAUUCAAAUGACCAUAUUUCGUAAACGAU
Messenger RNA from Mugil cephalus (flathead mullet), 735 nucleotides. RefSeq names its product histone H2A-like. The record is from RefSeq and is a predicted model, not a curated record. The transcript has a single exon. Gene Ontology annotation, molecular function: protein heterodimerization activity; structural constituent of chromatin; DNA binding. The coding region runs from base 75 to 458 and encodes 127 amino acids. NCBI's taxonomy places the organism in Eukaryota, Metazoa, Chordata, Actinopteri, Mugiliformes, Mugilidae. Gene Ontology annotation, cellular component: nucleosome.